Molecule: messenger RNA, 1539 nt
Organism: Rosa rugosa (rugosa rose)
Lineage: Eukaryota; Viridiplantae; Streptophyta; Magnoliopsida; Rosales; Rosaceae
Product: transcription factor PCF7-like
Exons: 2
Coding region: 673-1413 (246 amino acids)
Biological process (GO): regulation of secondary shoot formation
Cellular component (GO): nucleus
Molecular function (GO): DNA-binding transcription factor activity; sequence-specific DNA binding
Source: RefSeq, a predicted model, not a curated record
GAUGUUUAGUAGUUCAGCAUAGUACAACUAGUUGCUCAAUCUUGGUGAGUCUUGGGAACCAUUGUUUUCCUUUGGUUUGACAAAUGGGGAAGCUCUGUGGUAAAAUUACGGUGGAUGGGCCGACGGAUCGCGGUCGGCAGAUAAGUCGGUAGAGGACGCACGAAGUGAGUCCAGUCACGUCAACUACGAACUAGGAAAAGUAAAUAGACUCAAGUUUGAACCAGAUGGAGUAGGUGAGGUGAACCAUGGUAUUUAGUUAGGUUCGGCGUAGAUUAAUGUGGUCGGUUUUGAGUUUGACGUAUUAGAGUUGCACUAUUUCUUGAUUCAAUUUGACUGGAAUAGUUAAAACUUAAAAAGUGUAUUGUGAGUUAUAGUAAUAUUGUAAUUUAAAUCAAAAACCCAAUAUGGGUAUGUGACAAAAGUGCUAUUGAAAGAAAGCACUUUUACAAAUUUACAUAAACAGCUAAUUUGGCUGCAAGAUUAAUCACUGCUUUCUGCAUUAAUGCUGAUUAGCUUAUGACUAGUGGACUUUUAUGAGCAUUUCUUCUUGAUUAGACAUCACAGCGUUUGUCCUGGCUCUUAAUGUUCAUGUAGGUCUUGUUAUUGGUGAUAGUACCACACAUGUUUCUGUAGUUCUGUAGCUAGCUAUAUAUCAAGACUAUUUGCACAACUAUGUUCGUCAAACUUGAGAGGAAAAAGAGAGUCUCUUCAAUGACUUCUCAUUCCCAAGAGAGUCUCUAUCUGCAAAUGUCACAACAAAGAGAAUCAAAGGAGGAGGAGGAGGAGGAGGAGGAGGAGGAGGAAGAAAAUGAAGCUCAAGAUCAACCAGAAGUUGCUCAAGCACAACAAGACUAUGGAGCAAGCAGAGUGGAAUCUAAACAACCAAGCAUGAACAAUGAAAGAUAUGGAAGGAUCGUGAAGGUUCAAGGAGGCCACGUUAUUAGAUCAAUUGCGAGAAAAGACAGGCACAGCAAGAUCUACACGUCCAAGGGCCCAAGAGACAGAAGGUUCCGGCUUUCAGCUCAAACUGCCAUAGAGUUCUAUGAUGUUCAAGACCGUCUUGGCUUUGAUAGACCAAGCAAGGCCAUUGACUGGCUCAUUCACAAGGCCAAGGCCUCCAUUGAAGCUCUCGAAGAUUCUUCUACUACACACCAGCCUCAGCAUCACCAAGGAGGCAAUGCCGAGCCAGAAACUGUCAAAACUCAUCAGCCUUUGGACGAGGGCACUAUGAAAAAUGAGAGCAAAGAACCUGUUCUUGACUAUGCUGAAGAAGCCCUCAAUUGUGCUCCCAAUUUAUCAGAGGCCAAUUUCAUGGAGAUGGGUUGGUUUCAAAGUCUGAUGGCUUGGAAUUACAAUGCAGGUGAUGGUGGAGAAGGUUGUUCUUUCAAUUCAUCAUCUGUUACUCUGCUAUAGUUAACCAUUUCUUUGGUCAAAACUAGUUGCUUGACGCAAUUUUCAGCUUCAGAUUUGUUUUUGAGCUAGAUGAAGUCUUUUGGUUAGUGCUAAAUUUUCAUAUUAGUUUAGUUGGUUGUGAUAAAA